AUGGCUGGCGAACCGUCCCUCCGAAAAACAAACCAACACGCAAGAACCUUUUUUGGAACAGGGAAACAAACGAAAACGACCCCCGAAACAACGUCAAAACGGACAAUACCAACAUCAACACAGUUACCAAUCGACCAUGUCCCAACAGAGACCGAACCACCGGCAACGACAAACCCAACAGGACCGUCCAUGGAAUCGCAUACCUUUCUGGAAGAAGAACCCAUCACAGAAUCGGGAUUACGAGGAACCAACGAACUCGAGAACUCGAGUCAACCAGGAUUCCAGACGGAUCAACCACGGAAACAAUCGGGACAACAGACCACCGUGGAAUCAGCCGAACCGGAGAGGAUAAAUUCGAAAAUAACCAAUUUAUCAUCUCAUUCACUGAAUGAAAAUGAGAUCAAACUCCUUACUCGUGGUCUCAAAUUCACGCCAACACCCCGUAAUCCAAACGAAUGUGAAUUGAAAAGUGAUGUAAAUUAUAAUUUGGAAAAGACGGUUAGGUGA
Molecule: messenger RNA, 507 nt
Organism: Lottia gigantea (owl limpet)
Lineage: Eukaryota; Metazoa; Mollusca; Gastropoda; Lottiidae
Exons: 1
Coding region: 1-507 (168 amino acids)
Source: RefSeq, a predicted model, not a curated record